This is a messenger RNA of Fukomys damarensis (Damara mole-rat), 5160 nucleotides long. RefSeq names its product beta-1,4-galactosyltransferase 6 (gene B4galt6). The transcript has 9 exons. Lineage: Eukaryota; Metazoa; Chordata; Mammalia; Rodentia; Bathyergidae. The record is from RefSeq and is a predicted model, not a curated record. Gene Ontology annotation, molecular function: UDP-galactose:glucosylceramide beta-1,4-galactosyltransferase activity. The coding region runs from base 229 to 1377 and encodes 382 amino acids. Gene Ontology annotation, biological process: carbohydrate metabolic process; glycosphingolipid biosynthetic process.
CCUUCCGCGCCCUUCCGCGCCUCUCCUACCCCGCCUGCCCGGCCUCCCAUUCAUUCCGCCGCCGCCUCCCCUCCUCUCCUUGCCCCUACUUCCCCGGCCCCAGCGCCUCCUGGCGCGGACUCUGCCGGGUCCUCGGGGUUCCUGAGGACCUUCAUGGAAGUUUAGGGCCUGGACAGUCGCCCCGAGUCCAGCCUGAGAGCGCAGCCGGCUGCUGGCCUGGACAGGAAGAUGUCUGUGCUUCGGCGGAUGAUGCGGGUCUCCAAUCGCUCCCUCCUCGCCUUCAUCUUCUUCUUCUCCCUCUCCUCGUCUUGUCUCUACUUCAUCUAUGUGGCUCCGGGCAUCGCCAACACAUAUCUCUUUAUGGUACAAGCCCGAGGUAUAAUGUUGAGAGAAAAUGUGAAGACAAUAGGACACAUGAUCAGGCUGUACACCAAUAAAAACACAACACUCAAUGGUACAGAUUAUCCUGAAGGUAAUAAUUCGAGUGAUUAUCCUGUCCAAACAACAACGUAUCUUCCAGAAAACUUCACAUAUUCACCAUACCUCCCCUGCCCAGAAAAACUGCCUUACAUGCGAGGAUUCCUCAAUGUCAAUGUAAGUGAAGUCAGUUUUGAUGAAGUACAUCAGCUUUUCUCCAAGGACUUAGAUAUUGAUCCAGGAGGUCACUGGAGGCCUAAAGACUGUAAACCCAGGUGGAAGGUGGCAGUUCUCAUUCCUUUCCGUAAUCGCCAUGAACAUCUUCCAAUUUUUUUCUUGCACCUGAUUCCUAUGCUCCAGAAACAGCGGCUGGAAUUUGCCUUUUAUGUCAUUGAACAGACCGGCACGCAACCUUUUAACCGUGCAAUGCUUUUCAAUGUGGGCUUCAAAGAAGCCAUGAAGGACAGCAUCUGGGACUGUGUGAUCUUCCAUGAUGUGGAUCAUCUCCCUGAAAAUGACCGGAACUACUAUGGAUGUGGAGAAAUGCCACGUCACUUUGCAGCAAAGCUGGAUAAAUACAUGUAUAUUCUUCCAUAUAAAGAGUUUUUUGGUGGUGUAAGUGGACUGACAGUGGAACAGUUUAGAAAGAUAAAUGGUUUCCCUAAUGCUUUCUGGGGUUGGGGAGGAGAAGAUGAUGACCUUUGGAACAGAGUUCACUAUGCUGGAUAUAAUGUAACCAGACCAGAGGGAGAUUUAGGGAAAUACAAGUCUAUUCCUCAUCAUCAUCGAGGGGAAGUCCAGUUUUUAGGACGGUAUAAAUUACUAAGGUAUUCUAAAGAACGUCAGUACAUCGACGGGUUGAACAAUUUACUAUACACUCCAAAAAUACUGGUUGAUAGGUUGUAUACAAAUAUAUCUGUAAACCUCAUGCCAGAGUUAGCUCCAAUUGAAGACUAUUAGAAGUAGCUCUGUGGUGAGACAGACCACAGUGCUGGACCAGAAACCUGGAGUCCACUCAUGAUGGAGGUCAGUGAUUUGAUGUGUCUCAGUGUCCUGAUUGUGGAAAAGAGCCAGUGUCCUUCGUGUUUACAGUGUGGGAUUAAAUCCAGCCACCCUUCUCCUGCCCACCCCCCCACCUUUGAGACGCAUCCCAUGAGGAGCACUGCAGAAACUGGAAGCCGUUGCUGAAGAUUGAAGUUAAGAGGGAUCACUACAAAGAGAAAAUUUUUAUACUAAAAUCUAUAGUUUAAUUCAAGAGAAUGCUUUUAUUUCCAUUUAAACCUAUUUUGUACAUAUGUGAUGUAAAUUAAUGUGUUCAAAUUGUUUAAAAAUAAGAUGUGUUACAGUUUUGCAUGUAAUCAGUUAUGCCUUUAUUGGACUUUUAUAGAUAUUUUUAAAUUUGCAUGGGGAAAAAAACCUGUAAAUUUAUGUCACUAAACAAAGGUUAUCCCUUGUGUGAAAUGAAGGAACUGUCAAUAAUUGACAACAAACGAAUACAGUAAACUAUUAUACUAGUUUUCAGCUUUAGACCUUCAGCCUCACAUGUGGAAGAAGUCAUGGCUUCUGAAGGCUUUAAAGGGAAAAAUACUCAAAUGGUUUUUCUUCCUGCCAGAAUUACCUUUUUUCCUUGCUUGCAGUCUCAUCAGAUCUUGCUAAAUAACAACCAUAUUGUUUAUGCAUAUUGCAUGAAUGUUACCAAGAAAUCUUAAAAGUUGUGAUGUGACAUGAUAUAAAGGACCUCUUUAUGUUAAAUAUCUUUCAUGUACCUCUGGUGUAAGUGUCAGGGAUUUUGUGCCUCUAAAAAUGUUCCCAAGAAUGUGUGUUUAUACACUGUGUGUUUUUUUUAAAUUCAUAGUAUAUAGCACUUUUAUUAUUUCCAGUUCAGAAGAGCCAAAAAAAAAAUUAAAAGGUUAAUUUUUUUCUUUUUUAAAGGAAUGAGCUAUGAAAAACCCAGUAGUACUUAUACAAAUUAAUUAUACUAUUAGAUAAAUUAAAAUGUUCUAUUUUUAUGAAUAUAAAUGCUUAGUAAAGACAGAUUUUAAGUUUAAAUCACUUUUGAAAGGGACCCUUUUAAUAUCAGCAGUUAAAGUCAAAUUAUAUUUUUUCCACUUUCAAGAAAUCUUUGAUGUUAUUAAAAUUUCCUCACUAAAAGUAUAGUUCAGUAGAACUAUCUUAAAAUACAUUUUCAGUUAUUUAAAUACACUAUAAUAUAUACUUCGGAAAACAGGUCUUGUUUCCUGACAAGUAUUUUUAUCUUAAAAUUGGAUAAAAUUUUCUGAGGCAAACCAAACAACAUUCUUAGUUUGAAAAGUAUUAGAAAAAUCCUUUAAAAUAUUUUACAAUAUUUUCACAGAUGAAAAACAAAAAAAAGUGAACCUGCAACAAUGAAGAGUAAUAGAAUUCUAUAUAUAUGAGAAAUGUUUGGGUAAAAUUUGCCUAUGAAUUAUUCACCUAAAACAGAAAUAUGUGUGUGUGUGUGUGUGUGUGUGUGUGUGUGUGUGUGUUUUUAAUCUCAGGUUGUAAGUUUAAUUUUGAAGUGUCAUUUUUUGUGGCAGUUUCAGUAACAGAAAUGAUCAUAAACCAAAUUAUAAAAUAAUUGAAAAUCUUAUAGUUUGAAAAACCUUACAGCCUCUCUUUAUGAUGCCAAACUGAAUUUUUUCAUAUUUAUUUCUUAGAAAUAUUUCUAAAACAUUUCUUUCUUGGGGGUGAUGCUCAAAAUAAUAAAAAAAAAUCAAACCUUCUGAAAAUGAAGUCAUUUGUACUUAAGUUGUGUAUCUGUUCAUUUUGUCUCUCAUUGCCAGCAUAGUUUCUUAACUCAAUGAAAUGAAAAUAAUAUGAUAAUGUUCACGUUUGUGGACCACUAGCAAAAUACAAAGAUCUUGGGAACAUAAUUAACCCAAUAAUGCUGAAAUAUUUUAGUUGUGGGAAAAACUAAUUAGUCUUUUAAGGAAAUACAUUUUUGGUUUUAAUGAAGAAUUUGCCUGCAUUUGGAAUCCUUUUGUUUUGAUAUACAUUUUACUUUUUUGAGAACUCAGUACUACUAGUAUCUGCCUUAUUAUUAUUUUAGGAGUUGAAUGUAAGUAUUUUGCUUUUUUGCAGUUUUGAAUAUGGUAUAUUAUCCUGUGGAAAUCAUAAAAAAUUUUUAGUACAUAUCUAAAAUUAUUUUGGCUGUAAACAGUAAUAUUUAUAUGUUUCUGUAAAUGACAGGUUUUUUUCCCGGUUAUCUUUAUUAUAUGACAGAAAAUCUAUUCCCUAAAGACUAAAAAAUACACUGCAACUGCAAACAGUCUUCUUUAUAGUAUAUUUAGUGGAUUUAUUAAUGAAUGUGUAUUGAUCAUCUCCUGUAUCAGGUGCAAUGCUGGCGUGUCUGUUUAAAAGUAUUAUUUCAUUUCUAAACAAAUCAAGUCACGGAAGUUGAACUCUUUCUGAAAUCAUGAAGUCAUCCCCUGAUAGUUAAGGUCUCUGUUGUAAACCUUAUCUCAAAGUCAGUAGUCAUCUAUAUGGAUGUAGAUCAGAAGUCCCUACUGGGGCUUCUGUAGUCCCUACAGAAGGCACUACUGGGGACUUUGGUGUCUUUCAGUUUGAGAAAGAAGUAAUGAUUAAAGAGCCCGUUUGUAGAAAAGAAAAGAGAAAAUGUACACGCAUUUCUUGUACAUUGUGUCUGAUUCACAGUGAAGAUAGUCCUUCAGUUCUUCACCCAAAGUAGGGUUCAAUGAGGAUUUUUUUUUUUAAAAAAUCUUAAUUUGUAUUUUGUGAAAAGGUUUUCAGUAGGAAAACCUUAGUUAUAAUAUUACAUAAAUAUAAAAUUAUGUGUUACAAACUUACACUUUUAUUAGCCAAGAUACUGACCCCAUUUUAAAGCAAAAUGGGAAAAUAUCCAAUAUAAUAUUCUCCUGGAUGCUCCCUACAAGCAAAAGCACAUUUUGUGUCACUUUAUUUGGCCUUGGCUUGUCUUGUUACAUUUAGUUAUGUGACUUUCAGACUAAUAGGCCUCUAGAUUUAUUGUUUUGGAUUUGCAAGUAUGCCAGCUGAGAACUAAAAUGUUCAUACUGUUGUUUAUCAGAAAGAGGAAGUGUACUUAAGAUUAUUUUGUUAAGAAAGGCUUCUACAUAAAUGCUCUGAAAUAAAUGCUAGUAAUUUCUUGUAUUCCUCAUUUUCUUCAUUUUGCUUCUCGUGGAAAUGUUUGUACUUUUUUAUCAUUGUCUUUUAUGAAAUAUAAUGUUCUAAAGAUUUUGUGUGAUGAUGUAAUUAUUUUCUCUCAGGAACCCUUUUUGGGUUACCUGGGGGUUUUUGUUUAUUUUCAUGUUUCAAAUCGAAUUACUGAUGAUGAUCUUGACUGACCUUAGAGUUGCAGCGUAAGCAUGAGGCAGUCAUAGCUGAAAUGCAUUUUGCGAUCAUCUUACAGUUUCUGCCUCAAAAAAGAUGCGAUCAUAUUUAAAUAUUUUUCAUUAAUUCAUUUGGUAAAUCUGCUGCAUCAAUUCAAUAAUUUCAAGAAUUCAAUAUUAGCAUAGUGUUUCUUCUCCCUGUGCAACUUCACAAACGUAAGCUGAUGUGUUAGGGAAAAUUUGUUUGUUUUUUAGGUGUCAGGCAGUUUUGGAGAUAUUAAAGCCAAACAGUCAAGUUUCUCAAAUACCAUGGGACUAGACUGUGAGAUCGACUUAUUGUUUGUAUAAUGAAUUAUAAGUAUGAUUAAUUUUAUGCAUAAGUAUGAUUUACAAAGACAUUGUCAUUGUAUCACAAAUA